CCUUCCUAGACUUUGACCGUGCAGGUGCAACGUGUCCUCUCCAAGAAACAGUAGUAGAACAGGACACUGUAGUCAGAACGCUCUUUUUCCAUUUACAACCAGUGAAAGGAUGCUUCUAAGGUUCUUUUUCUUUGCCUUCUUGCUGUUCCAGCUUGUGUUAGCAGCUGAAGACUACUACAAGGUUCUCGGUGUCAACAAAGGUGCUUCAGACUCGGACAUUCGUAAGGCAUAUAAACAACUUUCGAAGAAAUGGCACCCGGAUAAGAACAAGGGUAACAAAGAAGCUGAGGAGAAGUUUAUGGAGAUUGGUCGUGCCUACGAAGUUUUGUCGGAUCCCGAGAAGAAGCAGAUCUAUGACACAUACGGCGAAGAAGGCGUCGAACGGAGUGAGCAUGGUCAAAACCCCGGCGGCGCUCCUCAAGGAAAUCCUUUUGGAGGUGGAUUCGAGGGCGGCUUUGGUGACUUCUUCGGUAAUCUCUUUGGCGGACGGAAUCCUUUUGGAAACCAAGGACCCCGCCGUGGACCAAACAUGGACCGUGCUUUACAGAUUGAUCUGGCUACAUACUACAAAGGUGCUGCGUUCGACAUCUACUUGGACGUCAAUCGUAUUUGCGACUCUUGUAAGGGACAGGGUUUCAACACAAAGUACAGUAAGGACAAGGCAAUGCAAACGUGUACGGUCUGUGGUGGCCAUGGAAUACGGGUUGUCAAACGAAUGAUUGCCCCCGGUAUGUUCCAGCAAAUGCAGAUGCCUUGCGACGCUUGUCAUGGCACUGGUGUGCAAAUUAAACACAGCUGUCCCAAGUGUCACGGAAAUCGUGUCGUUCAAAAACGUGAGACAUUCACGGUGAAUAUUCCUGCAGGCGCUCCUGUCAAUUACCGCAUGACGUUUUCUGAGAAGGCAGACGAAAGUCCUGAUUACAAAACCGGAGACAUCAACAUUAUCCUUCAAGAGUCUCCUAACAACAACGAAGGAUGGACGAGAAAGGGUGAUGACUUGUAUCGGAAAGAAGAACUUUCUGUUAAAGAUGCACUUCUCGGUAACUGGAAGAAGACAAUUCGACACUUGGAUGGACACCUUGUUACUGUUACUCGCAAUGCUGGUUCCGUUGUUCGACCUGGUGAAGUCGAAAAGGUCAAAAAUGAGGGUAUGCCAAAGUUUGACGAACGCAAGAAUAAGCCUACGAAGCGCUAUGGUAAUGCUUUUAUUGAGUGGUCUAUUAAAUUCCCUAAAAAAAUUUCGGGUCAAUUCCUAAAAGAUUUGACGGCCGUGUUCAAAAAACACGAGGCUACUUAUGACGAGUUGUAAUGAGUUGAAAGAAGUUAAUUUUGCUUUACUAAGCAAAAAGACAUAUACCUAAGAAAUCCAAUUUCACAAAAACCAAUUGAUGAGAAGGCGCAUAUUAUUAGCGAUAGAACUGACACACGUACAUGUGCGCUGUCAUCAUCCGCUAACAAUUGCCUCUGAGUCUAUAUGUACAUAUCCAAAGAUUCGUUCGUGAAUGUAUUGCCUAACCUUCUAUCCUAACCUAUACUUAAACAGUAGUUCGUCUCCAAAACAAGAGUAGUCGUUCAAACGCAACCCAAUUGAAAAAGCAG
This is a messenger RNA of Schizosaccharomyces japonicus yFS275, 1599 nucleotides long. RefSeq names its product DNAJ domain-containing protein Scj1. Lineage: Eukaryota; Fungi; Ascomycota; Schizosaccharomycetes; Schizosaccharomycetales; Schizosaccharomycetaceae. The coding region runs from base 110 to 1309 and encodes 399 amino acids. The record is from RefSeq and is a predicted model, not a curated record. The transcript is spliced from 4 exons. Gene Ontology annotation, biological process: protein folding; response to heat. Gene Ontology annotation, molecular function: heat shock protein binding; Hsp70 protein binding; ATP binding.